This is a messenger RNA of Aspergillus uvarum CBS 121591, 719 nucleotides long. RefSeq lists its product as uncharacterized. The record is from RefSeq and is a predicted model, not a curated record. The transcript has a single exon. Lineage: Eukaryota; Fungi; Ascomycota; Eurotiomycetes; Eurotiales; Aspergillaceae. The coding region runs from base 24 to 527 and encodes 167 amino acids.
GCAUCCGAUACCUGUCGAUCUUCAUGAGCUCGACGAACCUGACCUGGCUGAUGGGACCCGUGUUCAUCUGGUCCAGCAUUGAGCCAUCGGUCGCCGUCGUCUGCGCUUGCAUGCCUCAUCUUGCACCUCUGGCACGGCUGGCUCAUCGGACCCUCGCGUCCAAGUUCCAUUCCCGACGAUCGACGACCGAGUCAUCUGAACGACCACGAAAGCUACCGAGUGGAUCGAGGCAGGGUGUUCAAAAGGGCCACCGAUUCAGCCAGCGAGGACCAACGUUAGACUUCGGGUUUGAGCGGCUGAAGAAGACGGCCAAUGACGACGAGAUAGGGCUGACGAAUUCUGUUACGGCGGGGCCCAACCACAUGGGCAAGCCCUUGUCCAUCGAAUCGGUCUUCGAGAUGAAUGGUCGUGCUCAGGAGAUCGCGGUGCAGUCGAGUUUUGUGCAGUCGUCUUCGCUGAAGAGCCCCCUGUUACGAGCAUUGUCUGCAUUGAAACUUGUGUCACCGCGUGUGCCCUUGCUCAAGUAGUUUCAGGAAACAGUAAACUGUGGGCAGCAGGCCGUAGAAACUUGGAAUGAUCGACUCAUCCUGACGCGAAUGGCCUGCGGCUGGACCCGUUAGGUGGGGCCCCCAAUCACACCGCAACCUCCCAUAAGGUACUCGUAGCACUGUGGAUAAGACUAAAUGAGAUGAGAACGUUCGCCUGACUGGUUGGCCUCG